UCAACUUUUCAUCAGUUCAGCUUCAGUUCGGUCUUUUUAUCCGUGUGUGUAAGGGAAAUUGCAGCUGAAAGUAAUGUCCACGAUAAAUUUGCCAUUAAAUUUGACUGUUCGCGUCCACCCGGUCGUGCUGUUCCAGGUAGUGGAUGCUUACGAGCGACGAAAUGCCGAUUCGCAAAGAGUUAUCGGAACAUUGCUAGGUUCUGUGGACAAAGGCGUAGUUGAGGUCACCAAUUGUUUCUGUGUUCCUCACAAAGAACACGCUGAUCAGGUCGAGGCGGAGCUAGGAUAUGCAUCUGACUUGUAUGAUUUAAACCGGCGGGUCAAUCCAUCGGAAAACAUUGUCGGUUGGUGGGCCACUGGCCAGGAGGUAACCAAUCACAGUUCGGUUAUCCAUGAAUACUAUGCACGCGAGUGCAACAAUCCGAUCCACUUGACUCUGGACACAUCGCUAACGGGAUCACGCAUGGGAAUCAAAGCAUACGUUUGCGUAUCGCUCGGUGUUCCCGGUGGUAAAACAGGUUGCAUGUUCACUCCAAUUAACGUCGAAGUAACCAGCUACGAACCGGAAGUUGUUGGUUUGAAACUUUGUUCGAAAACGAUUGGCGUUCAAUCGAAUCCUAUUCGUCCACGCACCGUUUCGCCGAUGUUGGAUUUGGCCCAAAUUACUGAAGCUUCCGGAAAGCUUCUAACCCUUUUGGGAGAGGUGCUGAACUAUGUGGAGGAUGUGUUAUCUGAAAAGCAGCAACCGGACAACACCGUUGGGCGGGCCCUACUUGAUCUGAUCCAUUCAGUGCCGAACAUGACUACGGACCAGUUUGCUCAGAUGUUCAAUUCAAACGUGAAGGACCUAUUAAUGGUCGUUACUUUAUCUCAGCUUAUUAAGACCCAGUUACAGUUGAAUGAGAAAUUAACUAGUUUGACGUCGUUCAUCAAUUAAUAGAACCGGAGUACAAUAUACAGGCAUAAAGGACACGUUGAAAGUUGAAUUGAAGAGAGACAAGAAAACAAGAACAUUUUGCGAACGACCUAGACGAACAAUUAAAUAGGCCGUAGUAUCCAUAAUUUGAGAGCCGUAAUAGGUUAUAAUAAAAAUGGUUUGGAUAGCACAA
This is a messenger RNA of Topomyia yanbarensis, 1109 nucleotides long. RefSeq names its product eukaryotic translation initiation factor 3 subunit F (gene eIF3f1). The transcript is spliced from 3 exons. The coding region runs from base 74 to 937 and encodes 287 amino acids. The record is from RefSeq and is a predicted model, not a curated record. Gene Ontology annotation, molecular function: translation initiation factor activity; translation initiation factor binding; metallopeptidase activity. Gene Ontology annotation, cellular component: eukaryotic translation initiation factor 3 complex, eIF3m. Gene Ontology annotation, biological process: translational initiation. NCBI's taxonomy places the organism in Eukaryota, Metazoa, Arthropoda, Insecta, Diptera, Culicidae.